Molecule: messenger RNA, 1062 nt
Organism: Mesorhabditis belari
Lineage: Eukaryota; Metazoa; Nematoda; Chromadorea; Rhabditida; Rhabditidae
Source: the annotation of a GenBank genome assembly
AUGGCAGGGAAUUUCUGGCAAAGCAGCCAUUAUGAACAAUGGAUCUUUGACAAGACGAAUUUGUUGCGAAUGCGACACGAGGAUUUGAAGAUCUAUUCGGAGGAAGAAUAUGGAAAACUCAUGAUUUUCUUCUCGAAUCUGGUUCAACACAUCGCGUUGGAGACUCAAAACAAUAACGGGCAAAAGGUGAAGAUGCAAGUGAUCGCCACCGCUUUUACAUAUUUCAAGCGCUUCUAUGCGAGGAGAAGCCUAAAGGAUAUUGAUCCUUUCGUUUUGGCGCCCACUUGCAUCUAUUUGGCGAGCAAAGUCGAAGAGUUCGGCAUGAUGAGCACCACGAAAUUGAUGUCAUCGGUGGCGAAUGUUAUGAAACAACGCUGGUGCUUCAUUCAACUCGAAGUCUCGCAGCGUGUCGGUGUCAUUCACGAAGCCGAAUUCAUCAUUCUAGAGAUCAUGGAUUGCUGUUUGAUUGUUUACCACGCGUACAGACCGUUGACGCAGAUGAUCCAGGACAUGAAGACUAAUGGAAUGAAGGACAUCGACGAAUUGGAGGCAACAUCCUGGAAAGUUUGCAACGAUACGAUGAGGGGAGAUUUCGUUAUGCUUUACCCGCCACAUAUGAUCGCACUUGGUUGCAUCAUUCAAGCGGCUUUAAUGCUCGGUCGUGAAAAGGAGAUCCGAACUUUUAUGGGCGAUUUGUGUGUCGAUUUUGAAAAGGUGUAUGAAGUCGUGCAGGAUAUCAACAAAUUGUACACCCUUUGGAAAGGUUUCGACGAGCAAAACGAGCUGCAGAGACUCAUCGAUAAACUCCCGAAACCGAGCGCCACGCCGACGCAACCCCCAGUGCAACAGCAUCAGCAACAAGUACAACAAAUGCCACAGCAAAUGAACAAUCAGCCGAUGGGAGCUCCACAGCAAAGAAUGGGACAUCCGAUGGGACCCUCACAUGGCGGACCACCUCAUCACAUGGCUCCCCAGCACAUGCAGGGAAUGGGCGGGCUUCAUGGAAUGGGUCAAAUGGGUCCUCCAAUGCACCAGGGACAUCAACACUCUGGAGGGUUUAUG